AUGGCUACUGCGCCGCACGAGCUUACAGCGACCAUCCUCGCGAUGUCCGAUAGGGCGGCAUUCCCCCUGCCGGCUCUCGACAAUACUUACGGGGCUCUGCUCCUUGGGACUUUCAUUGGGCUCAUGUUGUAUGGCCUUACCGUUCAUCAGACCUACAGAUACUUCAGGCUGUAUCCGACCGACAUCCCAGUCUUGGUCUAUUUGGUCCUCGCGAUCUUGACAAUCGAGACAGUGCAUACAGCUAUGAUUAUGGCUGCUUGUUACUACCAUCUCGUAUCGAAUUACUUCAAUCCCAUCACUCUUCUAGAGGGACACUGGUCAACAAGGAUCAUAACCCCCACGUCGGGAUUGUGCAUCUUGGUUUGCCAAGCUUUCUACGCUCGUCGGGUGUGGUAUGUGGGUCAUCAGUAUAGAUAUAUUGUCGGGGUUGCGGGAGUCCUUAUGCUAGCCCUCCUAGCGUUCACCAUCUCUGCAACUGUUGAAGGCUUCAUCCUACCUUUGAGCGACUUCCAUCGUGACAGCUGGAUGGUGUCUGUCCUGUUCAGCCUGGCGGUGGCCAUAGACAUACUCCUCACCAGCUCUUUGAUCUUUGUGCUGGUGCGGAGCCGCACAGGAUUCAAGCGGACCGACUCUACCAUCGAUAUUAUCGUGGUAUAUGCCAUCAAUACAGGGCUCUUGACAAGCAUCGUCGGACUCCUCGGCGCCAUAUUUGCCAUCAUCCUGCCAGGCAACUUCAUAUACAUCGGAAUCAGCAUCGUUGCAACCAAGCUCUACGCAAACUCUGUCCUCGCAGUUCUCAAUUCACGCCGCGCGCUGUCCGACCGUAUGCUCGAAGGGUUUGAGAUGGGCUCCUAUGAGCCUCGAGGCCCUCGAGCGCGGCCUCACACAGUGGUCGACACUUGGGAUGUUCCUCAGUUCCCCGUUGAUCUCCCAUCCCGCGACACACACAUAAGCUUCACAACGCCCACGGAUACCAAUUCCGACGACACAGCGUCCGGGGUCCGCGGUCUCCAGGCGAAGUCCGUGCUAAGUUCAGAGGCUCUCACUGUGAAGAUGGCCGCUUGA
Messenger RNA from Dichomitus squalens LYAD-421 SS1, 1065 nucleotides. RefSeq lists its product as uncharacterized. The coding region runs from base 1 to 1065 and encodes 354 amino acids. Lineage: Eukaryota; Fungi; Basidiomycota; Agaricomycetes; Polyporales; Polyporaceae. The record is from RefSeq and is a predicted model, not a curated record. The transcript has 20 exons.